UUGGCAGUUGGUUUAUUUUUAGCCAGACAAUCAACAUAUUUCUCAACCGGACUGUCACUGCACUUGAACUUGGAAUUUAGUAAGUUGAAGAACUGCACUGUAGAAAAGAAGCAACUACUGCAAAUGGGAAAUUAUAAAUCAAGACCAACUCAAACUUGUACUGAUGAAUGGAAGAAGAAAGUCAGUGAAUCUUAUGUUAUCAUAAUGGAAAGAUUAGAAGAAGACUUGCAAAUCAAGGAAAAUGAGCUUGCAGAACUAAGGCAUAUAUUUAGCUCUGAUGAAGCCUUCAGUGAAGUCAAUUUAAAUUACCGUACUGAAAAUGGGCUCUCUCUACUUCACUUAUGUUGCAUUUGUGGAGGCAACAAGUCACAUAUUCGAACUCUUAUGUUAAAAGGACUCCGCCCAUCUCGACUGACAAGAAAUGGAUUUACAGCCUUGCACUUGGCAGUUUAUAAGGAUAGUGCAGAAUUGAUCACUUCUCUGCUUCACAGUGGAGCUGAUAUACAGCAAGUGGGGUAUGGUGGCCUCACGGCCCUUCACAUUGCUACCUUAACUGGUCACCUGGAGGCUGCUGACGUCUUGCUGCAACAAGGAGCUAAUGUCAAUGUCCAAGAUGCAGUGUUCUUCACUCCAUUGCACAUUGCAGCAUACUAUGGGCGUGAGCAGAUUACCCGUCUACUUUUGAAAUUUGGCGCUGAUGUAAAUGUAAGCGGUGAAGUGGGAGACAGGCCUCUCCACCUAGCAUCUGCCAAAGGAUUCUUCAGUAUUGCAAAGCUCUUGAUGGAGGAGGGCAGCAAGGCAGAUGUGAAUGCUCAGGAUAAUGAAGACCAUGUCCCACUCCAUUUCUGCUCUCGCUUUGGACACCAAGAUAUAGUGAAGUACCUACUCCAAAGUGACUUAGCAGUUCAACCCCAUGUUGUUAAUAUUUAUGGAGACACCCCUUUGCAUCUGGCAUGCUACAAUGGCAAGUUUGAUGUUGCUAAAGAAAUCAUUCAUAUAUCAGGAACAGAAAGUCUGACUAAGGAAAAUAUCUUCAGUGAAACAGCUUUUCACAGUGCCUGUACCUAUGGCAAGAACAUUGACCUGGUUAAAUUCCUUCUUGAUCAGAAUGUCAUAAAUAUCAAUCACCAAGGAAGGGAUGGACACACAGGAUUGCAUUCUGCUUGCUACCAUGGCCACAUUCACCUGGUUCAGUUCUUACUGGAUAAUGGUGCUGAUAUGAAUCUAGUAGCCUGUGAUCCCAGCAGGUCUAGUGGUGAAAAAGAUGAGCAGACAUGCUUGAUGUGGGCAUAUGAAAGAGGACAUGAUGCCAUUGUCACACUCCUAAAACAUUAUGAGCGACCCCAGGAGGAAUUGCCCUGCAAUGAAUAUUCUCAGCCUGGAGGAGAUGGCUCCUAUGUGUCUGUUCCAUCCCCCUUGGGGAAGAUCAAAAGCAUGACAAAAGAAAAGGCGGAUGUUCUUCUCCUAAGAGCUGAAUUGCCUUCACACUUCCACCUUCAACUCUCAGAAAUUGAGUUCCAUGAAAUGAUUGGCUCAGGUUCUUUUGGGAAAGUGUACAAGGGACGAUGCAGAAAUAAAAUAGUAGCCAUAAAACGUUACCGAGCCAACACCUACUGCUCCAAAUCAGAUGUAGAUAUGUUUUGCCGGGAGGUGUCCAUUCUGUGCCAGCUCAAUCAUCCCUGUGUUAUUCAGCUUGUGGGAGCCUGCUUGAACGAUCCCAGCCAGUUUGCCAUUGUCACUCAAUAUGUAUCAGGAGGUUCUCUGUUCAGUCUCCUUCAUGAGCAGAAGAGGAUUCUUGAUUUGCAGUCUAAAUUAAUUAUUGCAGUGGAUGUUGCCAAGGGUAUGGAGUACCUUCACAACCUGACACAGCCAAUUAUACAUCGUGACUUGAACAGUCACAAUAUUCUUCUUUAUGAGGAUGGUCAUGCUGUGGUGGCAGAUUUUGGAGAAUCAAGAUUUCUACAGUCUCUGGAUGAAGAUAACAUGACAAAACAACCAGGGAAUCUCCGCUGGAUGGCCCCGGAAGUGUUCACGCAGUGCACACGGUACACCAUCAAAGCUGACGUCUUCAGCUACGCUCUGUGUCUGUGGGAACUUCUCACUGGUGAAAUCCCAUUUGCCCAUCUUAAGCCAGCGGCUGCAGCAGCAGACAUGGCCUACCACCACAUCAGACCUCCCAUUGGUUAUUCCAUUCCCAAGCCUCUGUCUUCUCUGCUGAUGCGAGGGUGGAACGCAUGUCCUGAAGGAAGACCUGAGUUCUCUGAAGUUGUCACAAAGUUAGAAGAAUGUCUCUGCAAUAUUGAGCUGAUGUCUCCUGCAUCAAGUAAUAGCAGCGGCUCUCUCUCACCUUCUUCAUCCUCUGACUGCCUGAUGAGCCGGGGAGGACCUGGCCGAAGCCAUGUGGCAGCUCUACGGAGUCGUUUUGAGUUGGAAUACGCUUUAAAUGCAAGGUCCUAUGCUGCCUGGAACCAAAGUGUUGGACAAUGUUCCCCUCAAGGCCUAUCCUUGGAAGAGAUGAAGAAAAAUCUCCAAUACUCACCCAUUGACAAAUAUGGCUACGUGUCUGAUCCCAUGAGCCCGAUGCAUUUUCAUUCUUGCCGGAAUAGUGGCAGCUUUGAGGACAGCAGCUGACAGCAUUCAGCAUAUACCUAAGGAGAGUAUUCCCCCAAACUGACAGCAACAAUUCCAGCCAUGGCAGGCUGGCUUCCAAUUAGAAUAUUCUACCCUCUAAGGUCUUCUUAAA
Messenger RNA from Ochotona curzoniae (black-lipped pika), 2743 nucleotides. Its product is annotated as serine/threonine-protein kinase TNNI3K. The record is from RefSeq and is a predicted model, not a curated record. The transcript is spliced from 25 exons. Bases 124 to 2631 code for a protein of 835 amino acids. Gene Ontology annotation, molecular function: protein kinase activity; protein binding; ATP binding. Gene Ontology annotation, biological process: protein phosphorylation. NCBI's taxonomy places the organism in Eukaryota, Metazoa, Chordata, Mammalia, Lagomorpha, Ochotonidae.